AUGGAAUUCCUGGACACCCAGAGAAGAAUCAAACUCAUUUGGCUGCAUGGCACUGCUGGUGUCGGAAAGUCUGCUGUUGCGUUCACAGUGGCUGAGAGGAUGAGAGGUCUAAAAGUGAUAGAAGAGACGAAUGUCGAAAAGUGGCUAGCGGGGAUGUUCUUUUUCUCGCGCAAGCACACCAAAUGGUGCACAGCUAGAUAUUUCUUUGCGACACUUGUCUACCAGCUUGCUACCAAUUUCCCCAGCAUCCGGAAGGAUAUGUCCACCUUUGUCAUUUGUUAUGAUGCACUUGAUGAAUGCCCAUCCGAACCAGAGCUCACCGAUCUCAUCUUUUCCCUUGCACAGGCUCUUUGCAACGGAAAGUGUGCCGUCGCGUUCACCGUAGCCGAGAGGAUGAAAGGUCUAAAAGUGACAGAGGAGACGAAUGUCAAAAAUGCGGCUAGCGGGAGCAUUCUUUUUCUUCUUGCCACCAAUUUUCCAAGCAUCCGGCAGGAUGUGAACAGAGCGAUCCGCAACAAUCAUGCUCUACUAGACCCAGACACGCCUCUCUGUAACCAGAUGGAGGGUCCCUUCUCCAACCCCUCCAGAAACUUUGACUCAGAUUGCGCGGGUGUCAGCCUCUGA
Suillus subalutaceus is the source of this 624-nucleotide messenger RNA. RefSeq lists its product as uncharacterized. The record is from RefSeq and is a predicted model, not a curated record. NCBI's taxonomy places the organism in Eukaryota, Fungi, Basidiomycota, Agaricomycetes, Boletales, Suillaceae. The coding region runs from base 1 to 624 and encodes 207 amino acids. The transcript is spliced from 3 exons.